Molecule: messenger RNA, 1503 nt
Organism: Pteronotus mesoamericanus
Lineage: Eukaryota; Metazoa; Chordata; Mammalia; Chiroptera; Mormoopidae
Gene: RBBP9
Product: RB binding protein 9, serine hydrolase
Exons: 5
Coding region: 12-581 (189 amino acids)
Molecular function (GO): hydrolase activity
Source: RefSeq, a predicted model, not a curated record
CUUCUGUGUUCAUGGCUUCCCCUAACAAGGCUGUAAUCGUGCCCGGGAACGGAGGCGGGGAUGUGGCCACCCACGGCUGGUAUGGCUGGGUGAAGAAGGCGCUGGAACAGAUACCUGGUUUCCAGUGUUUGGCUAAAAACAUGCCUGACCCAAUUACAGCCCGAGAGAGCAUCUGGCUUCCCUUCAUGGAGACGGAGCUGAACUGUGACGAGAAGACCAUCAUCAUAGGCCACAGUUCUGGGGCCAUUGCAGCCAUGAGGUAUGCAGAAACCCAUCGAGUAUAUGCGACUGUAUUAGUGUCCGCAUACACAUCAGACUUGGGGGAUGAAAAUGAGCGUGCAAGUGGAUACUUCAGCCACCCCUGGCAGUGGGAGAAGAUCAAAGCCAACUGCACUCACAUUGUACAGUUUGCAUCCACUGAUGAUCCUUUCCUUCCCUGGAAGGAACAACAAGAAGUGGCCGACAGGUUGGAAGCCAAAUUGUACAGAUUCACUGACCGUGGCCACUUUCAGAACAUGUAUUUUCCCGAACUGAUUAAUGUGGUCAAGUCUAUGCUGAAAGUACCAGCACAGGCAGAAUGAUUUCUGCUAUUUUGCAUACCAAUAUAAUAGAGCAAUUAUCAGAUUAUAAUCAUAAAAAAUGCCCACAAAAACAAACAAGUCUCAAUGUUCAAAAUAAAUUACAAACAGCAUUUCCAUUUUCUAUAGACUCUCCAUCUCCCCAAAUUGCUAUGAACUAAAGCACUAUUUUCCCCGAAUGGUAAGGGACAUAAGGACCUCUCAACCACCCAGUGAUUAAGACGGAAAUGGAACCCAGGUUUCCUGACUUACAGUCUAGAUCAAAACUGAAUACAUUUCAUGGAUGUUAUAGGAGUUGUACUCCUCUUUGAAGUGAAACUUUUCUAUUUUAUUGGAGAAAUAAAACGUGACUAAAGGUCCAGAAUGUUGACUUAGAGCUCAGACACUUGUUUUGAGCUGGCCCAGUAUAUUAAACCCAGACUGGGCCCUUCACCUUUGACACCCUGCCCUCACCCGCAACCCCCAGUCCUCCAAAUAGGUUGAGAGAGAAUGAAAUAUAAGGAUGCUAUGAGGCAGGGGUCUGCAAGGAUAAGGCAGGGAAUAUGAGCAGUCAACCUUUUUGUCUAAGACCUCACUGGGGAAGAUAAGGGCAAUGUGGAGAGUUCAUGUCAUGUAGAAAUGUGGCAAGGUGUUGCCAAUUUUCUGAUUUUUCAAUUAAAAAACUUUAUACAAUGGUUUUUACAUUCAGGGAAGAUAUAUUUAUCUAUAUAUAAUCCAUAUGUACAAUAAUUAUGUCCAGUUCAUAUACAUAUGGAUUAGUUGGCAACUACAAUGUAAAUAAAUUUAAAAACACUGCAAUACACAAAGUCCAAGCCAUCCAUUUGUGGCCUGUAACUAUUAACUUAGCCAGGUGCUUUAAAUGAUUCUCCAAAAAGCCUGAGAAAUGAACAUACUGUCAAAGGAUGAAAUCAUGGAAAAAAUUUGG